Messenger RNA from Paracoccidioides lutzii Pb01, 1269 nucleotides. RefSeq names its product beta-lactamase family protein. The record is from RefSeq and is a predicted model, not a curated record. The transcript is spliced from 3 exons. The coding region runs from base 1 to 1269 and encodes 422 amino acids.
AUGGGCAAGGACAUCUCUCCCGAAUGUGUCUCCCUCAUCCGCCAGGCUCUCGAGGAUGCCUGUGCGGACCAGGAGCGAGGAAUCCCAGGUGUGACCUUUCUCGUCGCUAAUAGAGACGGCAAACAGAUUUUCGCCCAUGCCGCCGGCAAACGUGGCAAGGGUGUGAAUGAGCCGAUGACUUUGGACUCUGUCUUUUGGAUUGCGUCGUUUACGAAGAUGAUUACGGGGAUUGCCUGCAUGCAGCUGGUAGAGCAAGGGAAACUUUCCCUAGAUGAUGCUGAACAGGUUGAAGGCAUAUGCCCGGAGCUGAAAGAUCUUAAGGUCGUGCAGAAAGACGGGUCUUUUGUGGAGAAGAAAAGGGGCAUUACACUAAGGAUGCUGCUGACCCAUACUGGUGAGGGGGUGUUUUCUUUUAUGAUAAUAGCUGGAUUUGGGUAUUCCUUUUUCCACAAGCAAUUACGAGACUGUAAUCGACCAAUUGGCUACGAUGAAUUCUCCGGCCAUAUAUAUGAUGUUUUGCAGCCGUUGAUAUCUCAACCUGGCGAGGGAUUUGAAUAUGGAGUGAACAUCGAUUGGGCCGGAAUUAUCGUCGAACGCAUUACUGGCGUUCUGCUUAACGACUACUUCCAGAAGAAUAUCUUCGAGCCUCUCGGGUUAAAGAAUAUCAGCAUGCUCCCCUCAGAAGAGAUGAAGGCAAACCUGGCAUAUAUGCAUUCGCGGAACGCGGAUGGCAUCUUAAUGCAAAGAGAUCAUGUGUACCGCCGGCCUCUCAUUGCUAAUGAUAAGACGGAGACCAAAGGCAUGCUGAAUUCUGGUGGAGCUGGUUGUUUCGCCAACCCACAGGAUUAUUUGGACAUCCUCACCACACUACUAAAUGACGGGGCAUCGCCUAAAACUGGCCAACAACUUCUCACAAAAUCUACUGUCGACCAGAUGUUUGAGAAUCAGAUCCCUCAUAUGCCAAACUUUGGCCGGCAAGAUACACAUUUGAACGCGAAGCCUGACUUUGUCAAGAACGUGCCAGAUUUUUAUCCCCUGAAUAAUAAUGAGCCUCAGGGCUGGGGCCUAUCGUUUAUGAUAACCAGUAGCGUGACCGGAAGGAGCUUGAAGAGUGGGAUGUGGGCGGGAAUUGCAAAUUUGUUCUGGUGGUGUGAUAGGGAACAUGGGAUAGCUGGGGUUAUUAGCACCCAAAUCUUGCCGUUUGGAGACGUUAAAUUGUUUGAUCUAUGGGCAGAUGUUGAGAAGAAGGUUUACGAUUCGUUGAAAUAA